This is a messenger RNA of Rubroshorea leprosula, 1300 nucleotides long. The record is from the annotation of a GenBank genome assembly. Lineage: Eukaryota; Viridiplantae; Streptophyta; Magnoliopsida; Malvales; Dipterocarpaceae.
AGCAAAACCAGAAAAAUGAAGAAAGGAGUGAUAUUAGCUUUAUUUCUCACUCUCACUCUCAUGCUCCUCUCCUUCCCCUCUUUCCAAUUCAAAUCCGAUGAGCUCCUCCUGGACGACGAGGAGUAAGGUCUCGAGGGCACUCCGCCUCGCUUCCCUGAACCCACAUUCAUCCCUGCUGCUACUAGAUCCUUCCGAAAGAGGCAUUCGGAGUCGGAGUCUGACUCCAAGAUCUAGUUCUCUCUGGAGCACGCUUUCGGUGACUUCGAUUUUGUUCCCGCUGGCACCUUGUCUGCUCGCCUCAAGACUUGGAAUCACGGUGGCCAGGUUAGAUUUAAAAUCGGAUGCUAAAUUGCUAAUCUUGAAUUCAUUUCUGAUUACUAGUUUAGGAUCUUGUUUGUUUUCGCUCUGUUUUGCUGUUCUGGGAAUCUAAUUAAUUGCUAAAAUAAAAUUUAAAAACUGAGGUACAAAUUGGGGUUUACUGAAGACCGUACGCUUCCUCUCGCCCUUCUCUUUUUUUCCCUUUUAUCUCAGAAAUUCAAUGAAGUUUUUGAAUUCUUUUGUUGAGAUUUGAAUUAUUGAUCCUGAUUGAUCCUGAAUUCUUUGUCAAUUACAGUUGGCUUGAUGUUCUUUUUAGAAAAUUCCAAGUAUGAUAAUGGAUUUGACAUGCAAUUUUUUUGACAGACACUUACAAAGCUGUGUUUUCCAAGAAAUGGUUUCACUGAUGAGGAGAAGGAGAAGUUCAAAGUAGUUGCAUGUUAUUUGAAAUCCUGAUUUUGUUUUUCUUUUUCUUUUUUUUCUUUUUUUUUUGUCCUUACAAUGAAUCAUUGUACAUCGCUUUUAUUUGUAUUGUUCUCUGUCCUACAGAAUUUGCUUCGAGGUGAUAACUUCUAAAGGAUAAGACUCCCAUCCAGUGUUCUAAGUUCACCUGGGAGGGAUUAUAUUGUCUCAUCAGUGAAAGCGGAAGUGUAAACAUCUUGGCAGUCAAUUAUGUGUCCCCAGGGGCAUGUCCAUAUCCUCUGCAGUUGAAACUUGUGAGUUACAGUUUAUCUCUUACUUUGCUUUUGUUUCUUAGUUAGUUGAGCAAACUACAGAGAUUAUAGCCUCUUCCUCAAAUUUAUUGUUGUCAUUGUUGCCAUUUGUUCUAUUCUACAAUUAGUUUAAGCAAAUAUCUUAAAAGUGUGAACUUCCCUUUGUGUUACUACAAUAUCUUUUCCUAAGUUGAAGUUGUUAUUUUAAUGUGUAAUGUGUAGAAUCAUACCUUGCCAACUCAUAGAUUUAAUAGUAAAAAUUUAAAUUUAAU